Messenger RNA from Malus domestica (apple), 2140 nucleotides. Its product is annotated as protein BONZAI 3-like. Gene Ontology annotation, biological process: cellular response to calcium ion. NCBI's taxonomy places the organism in Eukaryota, Viridiplantae, Streptophyta, Magnoliopsida, Rosales, Rosaceae. Gene Ontology annotation, molecular function: calcium-dependent phospholipid binding. Gene Ontology annotation, cellular component: plasma membrane. The record is from RefSeq and is a predicted model, not a curated record.
AUAUGUAUACAUAUAUGCGCAUCGCAAAGAAUCAAAUCCCAUAAUCCUUAGGGUUUAACGAACCUUAAUCACGCAAAAUCUCCUAAUUAGCAGACUGAUCUUGCGAUUAACAGUCGCAAUUUGCUUCCGGGUUCCCGAAUUUCAGAGAGACGAAGAGAGAGGAGAGAGAGUACGGAUAAAGGUUGGGGAUUUUUGAUUUAAAGGGAUGGGAGGACGCCUUUCGGACUUGAGGGGAGGCAAGGCCGCCGUGGGCACCGAACCGGACGCCGAGAACGACGGCGCUCACAACGAUGCCAUUGAAUUCUUUUACAGGGCGCAUGGUGCUUACCCGCAUUUUACGCAACUCGAGUUAUCCUUUUCAGCAUCCAAGCUGCUUGAUCGUGAUCUCUUUUCCAAGAGUGAUCCUAUGGUGGUUGUAUACCUCAAGAAGAAUGAUGGUAAGCUAGAGGAACUCGGGAGAACUGAAGUCAUACUGAACAAUUUAAAUCCGGAAUGGAUACAGAACGUUUCAGUAGCUUAUCAGUUCGAGAUGGUGCAGAAUUUGAUAUUCUGUGUCUACGAUGUUGAUACACAAUUCCACAAUGUACCUGUAAAGACUCUGAAUUUGAGGGAUCAAGAGUUUCUUGGAGAAGGCAGUUGUGACCUUUCAGAGAUUGUGACUAAACAAAAUCGAAGUUCAACAAUGACUCUGAAAGGCAAAAAGGGGCAUGGAGGUUUGAGAAACUUUGGAACACUCACCGUGCAUGCCGAGGAAACUAUUGCUUCUAGGAGUGCUGUAGAGAUUAAAUUCCGCUGUGCCCACUUGGACAACAAAGAUCUCUUUUCUAAAAGCGAUCCUUUCUUAAUAAUAUCAAGAACUGUUGAGACUGGGGAUUCUAUUCCAAUUUGCAAGACUGAAGUGGUGGAUAACAAUUUAAACCCGACCUGGAAACCAGUAUGCCUGGGUAUGCAACAGUUCAGAAGCAAGGACGCCCCGCUGGUUAUUGAGUGUUUUGAUUUCAACAGCAAUGGCAAACACAUUCUUAUUGGGAGACUCCGAAAAUCAGUAGCAGACCUUGAAAAACUACUCAGAGAAGAACGUGGGGCGAACAUGUUUAUUCCAUCUUCUCGUGCGGGUCAUGAAAAGGUUUUGAAGAGUCAGCUAUUUGUGGAUCAGUUUUGUGAGAAAGAACAAUUCACCUUUGUUGACUAUAUAUCUAGUGGGUUUGAGCUUAACUGCAUGGUUGCAGUUGAUUUUACGGCUUCAAAUGGAGAUCCUAGAAAUCCCGAGUCUUUGCACUACAUUGAUCCUAAUGGCGGGCUGAAUUCUUACCAGCAGGCUAUAACAGAAGUAGGACCAGUCAUUCAGUUCUACGAUGCUGAUAAGAGGUUUCCUGCUUGGGGCUUUGGAGGAAGGACGGCUAAUGGAACUGUAUCAUACUGCUUCAACUUGAAUGGAGAUUCAAGUGAAUCUGAGGUUGUCGGAGUUGAAGGCAUAAUGGCUGCUUAUGCCAAUGCUCAACGCGAUAUUGCUCUGUCAGAACCGACGUUGUUUGGCCCAGUGGUUAACAGGGCUGCUAAAAUUGCCACCAGGUCCCUCUCGUCCAACAAGUACUACGUCUUGGUCAUUAUAACGGAUGGAAUCCUCACUGACCUUCAAGAAACAAAAGAUGCUUUGGUGAGGGCAUCUAAUCUUCCUCUAUCAAUCCUCAUCGUUGGAGUUGGUAAUGCGGAUUUCAAACAAAUGAAGAUCCUUGACGCUGACAACGGGCAACGAUUAAAAAGUUCUACAGGUCACAUAGCUACGCGUGACAUUGUCCAGUUCAUUCCAAUGAGAGAUGUGCAGACAGGUGGGCAGAUUUCUGUUGUUCAAGGUCUUUUGGAAGAGCUGCCCGGACAGUUUUUGAGUUACAUGCGUUCCAUGGACAUCAAGCCGCUCACCUUCAAUGCCGCUGCCCAAGCAUCACCUGCCUGACCGUUGACGGAUUUCUUCUUUGUACCGUUGUAAAGGGACAUACCGAAUACUUUGUACUAUCGAGCACUCAUGUUAAUACAGUGUGAAAUGUAGAUACGAAUGCUCGAUACUACAACGCAUUUCAUUGAUUGAUAAACGUCAAAUUCUAGAAUCUAUCAGAAAUUUAUAAAAUCUCUGUUUGACCCU